UGGGCUCUCUCAACGGGCUCCGCCGCAAAACCCUAGCUAGCUCGAGCCCCCAGCGAGGCCAGGGAGAGGUCGGGAUCCGCGGAGAUGCCUUCCACUUCGUCGGCGGUGGGGAGGCUGCAGGCCGCCGCCAACUCCUCCUCGUCCUCCUCCUCGCGCUCCUCCUUCUCCGACCAGCUCCUUCUGCCCAGGGAGGCAGGCCAGAUGGUGUCUCUGUCGGCUUGCGCGAAGUUCGGCGCUGUCAGCUUUGUUGUUGGCGUCGUGGUUGGCUUCACCCUGAAUAAAAGGCUGCGCCGGUUGGCUACCAAGCUGCUCAAGAGAAUCAAGGACGAUAGCUAGCAAAGCUAAUGCAAGUAAUCUCGAAAUUUUGUUGGCAAGUGUGCUCUAGUUACCUUUGUAGUAACCCCAAGUUGAACCUCCUUGACUGCUUGGAUUUACUGUGAUGGAUACGAUAUCGUCGUUUGUAAGAUGUAUCGCAAAUCUCUUAUGGGGGAUCUUUAUUAAUCGCAAUUGUGGCAUGUGCAGACUC
Hordeum vulgare subsp. vulgare (domesticated barley) is the source of this 526-nucleotide messenger RNA. RefSeq lists its product as uncharacterized. NCBI's taxonomy places the organism in Eukaryota, Viridiplantae, Streptophyta, Magnoliopsida, Poales, Poaceae. The coding region runs from base 85 to 336 and encodes 83 amino acids. The record is from RefSeq and is a predicted model, not a curated record. The transcript is spliced from 2 exons.